AUGUGUGUGCGGAGGCUUGAUCAAGUAUUAAAAACAAAAGUUGAUGAAUUAUCAAAGAAAAAAGGUGAUAUUCAUUAUUCAGAAAUAAUAAAUCAAUUAACAUUUGAAAAACUAACUUUAAUGCAUGAAAUAGAAACUAUUCAACGAGAAGAACAAUCAUUAGAAAGUCAAAUAAAUAAUAAAAAUAAAGAAAUUCAAUUAGAACAAAAUAAAAUAAAUCAAUAUGAACAAGUUCUACAUAAAUUACAACAGGAAAAUUUGAUAUCUAAACACAAUAAAUUAUUGGCAACAGAUAGACUAUUAGAUUUAAUAACUGUACAACAAGAAUUAAGAGAUAAACAAAGUGAAAUACAAUUAAAAUAUGAUAUAAAUAUAAAUAAUUUGAAAGAAUAUAUGAAAUUACAAUCUAAAAAUGGUGAAGCUUAUGAUAAUAUAAUAAAUUUUUUAAAUAGAAAUAAAAAACAAAAAGAAAUAGCAGAUUUAGAAGAUCAAUUACAGAGAAUAAAAAAAAUUUAA
Molecule: messenger RNA, 516 nt
Organism: Didymodactylos carnosus
Lineage: Eukaryota; Metazoa; Rotifera; Eurotatoria; Philodinida; Philodinidae
Source: the annotation of a GenBank genome assembly